Drosophila rhopaloa is the source of this 567-nucleotide messenger RNA. It is a transcript of the gene Apf, whose product is annotated as bis(5'-nucleosyl)-tetraphosphatase [asymmetrical]. The transcript has 2 exons. Gene Ontology annotation, molecular function: bis(5'-nucleosyl)-tetraphosphatase (asymmetrical) activity. Gene Ontology annotation, biological process: ATP biosynthetic process; AMP biosynthetic process. The record is from RefSeq and is a predicted model, not a curated record. The coding region runs from base 61 to 483 and encodes 140 amino acids. Lineage: Eukaryota; Metazoa; Arthropoda; Insecta; Diptera; Drosophilidae.
GUUAAUGGACUGUUUCCAGCACUGGGCAGACACCUGUUCCGGUGAGUUGAUAGCAACAAUAUGAAGAAAGCGGCGGGUUUCGUCAUUUUUCGGCGUCUUUGCGGGGAAAUACAAUAUCUAUUGCUGAAGGCUUCCUAUGGGUCCUUUCACUGGAGUUCACCGAAGGGCCAUGUAGAUCCAGGCGAAGAUGACUUUACCACAGCUUUGCGGGAGACAAAAGAGGAAGCCGGUUACGAUGAGAAGGAUCUGAUCAUUUACAAGGACACUCCUCUAACUCUGAACUAUGAGGUGCAGGGGAAGCCCAAGAUUGUGAUCUAUUGGCUGGCGGAGCUGCGGAAUCCUUGCCAGGAGCCUAUUCUCUCCGAAGAGCACACCGCCCUCAAGUGGCUGCCCAAGGAGGCGGCCAAGGACUGCGUUGGUUUCAAGGAUAACCAAGUGAUGAUCGACAAAUUCCACGACAUGAUUCAAAACAAACCUGAGUAAAAUCAAAACAAUAUUCGUUGUAACCUUACGCAACACUAAAACUUAAAUAAAUAAAUAAUAUACCAGAGAAAAUACCAAAGCAAA